CCCCGCUUCGCAUUUUCUCUUCUUCGCUUUCUAUCCCUCUUCUCUUCUCUCCUCUUCCCCACAAUCCAAGCGAUCCAAGCUAACCGGAUAAACCCUAACCCUAACCCUAACCCUAACCUUAAACCUAAGCCUAAGGCUAGCUUAAGACCUUGGGCAAGCUCUCUAAUGGCGUCGAAGUACGGGCUGGCAGGAGGGAUCCCGGAACGGCGAGUCCGGCCGAUAUGGGACGCCAUCGACUCGCGGCAGUACAAGAACGCACUCAAGCUCUGUGUAGGCCUUCUCGCCAAGCAUCCUAACUCUCCUUACGCCCUUGCACUCAAGGCUCUUAUUUUAGAGAGAAUGGGAAAGCCUGACGAAGCUAUGAGUGUUUGCUUAAAUGCCAAGGAUCUGCUAUAUUCAAGCACUGCUGUUCAUGUGGAUGAUCUCACCCUCAGCACUUUACAGAUUGUCUUUCAACGGCUUGAUCGCUUGGACCUGGCUACCUCUUGCUACGAGCAUGCUUGCGCAAAAUACCCAAAUAACCUUGAAAUAAUGAUGGGUCUUUUCAAUUGCUAUGUUCGGGAAUACUCAUAUGUGAAGCAGCAACAGAUCGCUAUCAAAAUGUACAAGAUUGUGGGUGAAGAAAGGUUUUUGCUCUGGGCAGUUUGCAGUAUUCAACUUCAGGCAAUCAGCAGCAAUGGUGGUGAUAAGCUGUUGCCCCUAGCUGAAGGUUUACUGAAAAAGCAUAUUGCUUCCCACAGUUUGCAUGAACCAGAAGCCCUUCAUAUAUACAUAUCAAUUUUAGAGCAGCAAGGGAAAUAUGAGACUGCUUUGGAAGUUAUUUCUGGAAAUCUGGGUUCUCUUAUAGGAAUUGAAGUCGACAAGUUACGAAUACAGGGUAGGCUUCUUGCUCGUGCGCGUGACUUUGCGGCUGGUGCCGAGAAAUUUCAGAGAGUUCUGGAAUUAUGUUCAGAUGACUGGGAUGCAUUCCUCAAUUAUUUGGGCUGUCUGCUGGAAGAUGACAUAAACUGGUCCAAAGCAAGUGUAACGGAUCAAAUCAAACUGUCAAAUUCUGUAGAUUUCCAAAAUUGCAAGUUGUCUACUUUAACUGAAGAAGUGUUCAAUUUCCGUCUAUCAACUGCAUUAUCUUUUGUACAAAACCUACAAAUGAAGGGCUAUAAUGAUUGUGUUCGGUGUCCCUAUUUGGCAACUAUUGAAAUCGAAAGGCGGCGACGCUUGAAUGGAAAAGCUGAUGAUUUCAAACUAAUGGAGGUUUUAUUGAAUUAUUUCAAUAGGUUUGGCCACUUGUCUUGCUUCACGUCUGAUGUUGAAAGUUCUCUCCAUAUUUUAACCAGUGAUGAAAGAAACGAACUAUUAGAAGCAUUUGGAAAGUCUUCAGAAUCUUCAUCAACAAUCUCAACAAAGGCAAUUGGUUCUGCUAUAACAAUUUUCAAAAUUCAGGAAUUGUUUGAUUGCGCGUCCUGUUUUCCGGUUACAGAUCUUGAAACCAUUGCAAUGAAAAUGGUGGAUAUGUAUUGUAAGAGCCUUUACCUUUCUAGGGAACUGGAUCCUCAAGAAAAUAUGCACGGUGAAGAGCUUCUAUCCACGGUCUGCAAUGUUCUUGUACAUUUAUUUUGGCGUACCAGGUGCUUGAGCUACUUGCUAGUGGCAAUUCUCGUGUUGGAGUUUGGUUCGAAUAUCAGAAGGUAUGUCUGGCAAUAUAAGAUCCUUUUGUUGCAUCUGUAUUCUCACUUCGGGGCUCUUCCGCUAUCUUAUGAAUGGUAUGGCACACUCGAUGUGAAGAAUAUCCUGCUGGAGACAGUCUCCCAUCACAUCCUACCUCAGAUGUUAAGAUCACCCCUUUGGUCGGAAACUGCUGAUCUAUUGAAAGAGUAUAUCAAGUUCAUGGAUGAUUACUUCAAUGAGGCUGCUGAUCUUACCUUUCUUGCCUAUCGCCAUCGCAAUUAUUCAAAAGUAAUUGAAUUUGUCCAAUUUAAAGAGCGCUUGCAACAUUCAUAUCAAUAUUUAAUGGCCAGAAUGGAUGCUUCCAUUCUACAGAUGAAGCAGAAAACGGAUAAACUUGAAGAUGUAGAGUUCAUUUUGGAAAAUGUCAAACAUGGUUUGCAAUUUCUUGAACUGUCAAAUGAGGCAGAACUGAAACUAUUGGCAUUCAAUGAAGAUUUUCAGACAAGGCCUUGGUGGUCCCCAACAUCCAGUAUAAAUUACCUUUUAGAGACAUUUGAAGAAGGUACAGCCCAUCGCAGAGAACAAAAGCACCAGGUAGACAUGAGGGAAUGUGUCGCUAGGAAGGCAAUUGAGUGGAAGUCUCUUCUUCCCCGUCUGGUGUAUCUGUCCAUACAGGUUGCAUCAUCCUUCCUGAAAGAGAAUAUUGAGCUCAAUGGAUCUGUAUCUGAUAUUGAUUACACUAGUGAAUUCAAGUGUCUGCUUGAAAGAUACGCAAGAAAUCUUGGUCUUUCUUUUGAAGAUGCAACAGAAGCAAUUGUUGGAAUUUCAGAGGGGAAGAAAUCUUUCAAGGAGUACGAUUUGGAAAUGGUCCAUUUGAUAAACUUCGCUGUUUUUGUGAAUGCAUUUAACUUAUGCACCCAUCAUCUAGAACCUGGAGUCGGGCACCAACAAAGUUCGUGGCACAUCGUCAAUAGCCUGGUUGAGAAAUGCAUCAGUGAAGAGCUCAUGCAUGCGCAGCCAAUAUUUACAAGUCCUGGAAAUAACCUUCCAAUUUUAGUGGAUCUUGUAACUGAAUCCAUAUCUUGGCACAUUCUUGUGAUCCAGUCCUGCCUAAGAUCAAUGAUUCCAUCAGGGAAGAAGAAGAAGAAACCCAGUGCAACAGAUCAGUUGAACUUGCCUCAAUUGCAACCUGUGCAUGCUUCAAUCCAAUGUUUAACCAAUUCGAUACAAGAUGUUCAAACUUGGUUAGAAGGUCAGGUCAACAAACCAGAGGACGAGAGUUUGGAUACUCUGUUAUCGCAUCUACAGAGCGGUGACACUGAACAAGGACCUUAUCAAAUUUGCCGUAUUCUUGAAGAAACUGCCACAGAGAGCAACCCUGAACUAGGUGAGAGAAUAUCCGGAGCUCUCCAAUGCUGGAACUCAGCUAAUGUGAUUAGAAAAUUGGUUGCGGCACAACAUAGGUCAGUGACCGAGUUUCAUUGCAUGUGUGCAUCAAAACUGAGGUUGUUGGAGUCGUUUAAGCAGUUGAUUUAAGUCACUCAGGGAGUUAAAGAGUUUGCUAAAAAGAUCUUGAACUGGUGCUUUGAAAUUUCUGUCCAGAUCUUUCACCUGUGUAUCCAUAGAAAAAAUUUUGUAACAUGG
Messenger RNA from Dioscorea cayenensis subsp. rotundata (Guinea yam), 3309 nucleotides. Its product is annotated as N-terminal acetyltransferase B complex auxiliary subunit NAA25. Gene Ontology annotation, cellular component: NatB complex; cytoplasm. Gene Ontology annotation, molecular function: protein binding; protein-N-terminal amino-acid acetyltransferase activity. The record is from RefSeq and is a predicted model, not a curated record. Lineage: Eukaryota; Viridiplantae; Streptophyta; Magnoliopsida; Dioscoreales; Dioscoreaceae. Gene Ontology annotation, biological process: N-terminal peptidyl-methionine acetylation.